AUGGCAUUAACUGAUAGACGUCCUAUGGCUUUAUCUACAAACACGCCAGUUUCUUCAUCACCUACUUUUAAUCCAAACACUUUGGGUAGUAUCACCACCAAUAGGAAAACCAAGACUAGAAACGAUAGUUUAUCAUUACAUGCUACUGAAAAGACAGAUACCACUGAAGAUCAUAGUGACGAUGAUGAAAUCAAAGAUGAUGCAAGCGAAAGUCAAGAGAAAGCAGGAGAGGAGGACGACGAAGAUGCUGACGAUAUGGAUCAUGAUCUAGAACAAGAUCCCAAACCUCCGAACCAUAACAAAGACGUUAAUAAUCAUGAUCAGGAUCAUGAAAAUGACUCUUCCAACGACUUUUCGGAUGACGACGACGACAAACACUCAAUUGCUUCUGAUUUGGGCAAGAUGGGUCUUGCUAAUGACUCGGAAACAUCUUCAACAUCAAGAAGCACUUCACCAGAUUCGGUAUUGGAUAAGAAUAACAACAAAUCCAUUACUAGAGAAUCCACCCCACCAACAACAACAUCAACUCCAUCUUCGUCACAAGGGAGUGACACAUCAUCUUCAAACACUGCAGCUACUGCUACUGAGAAGCCUUCUACGAAAAAAGUCAAAAAGACCAAACCAAUUUCCAGAGCACCAAUUGCCACUGGUAUCUCCACCGCUAUCCCCGUCACUGGAGAAAAACCGAAACCAAUCCAAGAAGGAGAUGCAUCAUUAGAAGACGAUGUCUUGUAUGCAAUUUUUGUCAUUCUUUAUGAAAGAGAUCCCCAAGGGUUCGGUUUCACCGUUAAGCAAAUUUGUGAUGUAUUGACCGAAGAACACCCUCAAAUUGCUCAAUUAUCAACAAAGACUUCCAAUUUAGUUAGUGCUAAAUUGAAUGCGUAUGUGAAGCGAGUGGAAAAGGGUGAUACUAGUUUGAAAUAUGCCAUUUCUCGUGAUUGGGCUGAUGCAUCACCAAAGCGAAUGGUUUAUGUUUAUCGUGGGUUAUUGGCACCUGGAUUCGAAGUUGUUGCUAAGAAAUUGACUGAUGAAUUGAAGCAACAAAGAGGUGAAGAUAAGGAAAGAGAGAAAGCAGAGAGUGGUGAAGUGAAUGGCGAAAAUGGCGAGGGUGAAGCCAAUGGCAAUGCAGACGCUGCUGUCGCAACUGCAGACACCGUUGGUGCUGGUGCUGGUGCUGGUGCUACCGCUCGCAAAUCUUCAUCAGGUCCCGCAUCUCCCAAAUCUGGUAAAAAAUCCACCAAAGAGAUUGCCCCAUAUGUUGAUGAUUCACUUGAAGCCGGUAAACAAGCCACAUUGGCCAAACCAAGAAGACAAACAAUGUUUGAUUUAGGAGUCACCAAGAAUUCAUUUUUCUCCGACAAUGUGUCAGCUUUUGAAAAGACUAACUUGUUUGUUCCAUACGCCUCAGCCCCCGUUACUGCUGCUUUGACUAAUGACAUCAAUAGUAUGACCACUGCAGGAGCAACGAGGGGAGCAACAUCUGAUAUGAUGGAUCUUGAUGUAGAAGUUGGUACCAAUGACAACAGAGUGGAAGUCGAUGAUGUUGAUUUCGCUGAUGAUGAUGAUGACGAUUUUGCCAAUGUGUUUGCUGAUUCCGAUGACGAUGUAGAGGAUGUUGACACGGAUUACGCCAUGAUUGAAACUAUGCGCAAGAAUGGUAAACGAUCAAAAUCAAUGUCGUAUUUGUCAAUGACUAAGAAAACCAAGGUGUUGACUGCUGCUGCUGCUGCACCAAGAGCUUCUCGUGCUCCUAGUUCACAUAGUCCUAAUGCUGCUGCUGCUGCUGCUGCUUUGCAUGCGGCUGCACUUAGAGCUAUUUCUAGAUCAUCGGCUAGUGGUCAUAAUACCAGCAACAACAACAACGCAAGCAAAAGCCAUACGUCUCCAUGUUCGGAACAUGUUGGCGCUGCUGCUGCUGCUUCCGCCACGUCUACAGCUACACCCCUGACUGGCUCCCUCUGCGCAAACAAAAAGUGGUUGAGUGUAAUCAGAUCAGGGUUUUUGAGUCAAGAUAUCGGCGCUCCUGAAGAUACCAGUUUAUCAGACAUUGAGAAAUUUUUUGCCUAA
This is a messenger RNA of Lodderomyces parapsilosis, 2067 nucleotides long. RefSeq names its product Gds1p (gene GDS1). The transcript has a single exon. Lineage: Eukaryota; Fungi; Ascomycota; Pichiomycetes; Serinales; Debaryomycetaceae. The coding region runs from base 1 to 2067 and encodes 688 amino acids. The record is from RefSeq and is a predicted model, not a curated record.